This is a messenger RNA of Spathaspora passalidarum NRRL Y-27907, 2232 nucleotides long. RefSeq names its product Rrn11p (gene RRN11). The transcript has a single exon. Gene Ontology annotation, biological process: transcription initiation at RNA polymerase I promoter; nucleolar large rRNA transcription by RNA polymerase I. The record is from RefSeq and is a predicted model, not a curated record. Gene Ontology annotation, cellular component: RNA polymerase I core factor complex. Gene Ontology annotation, molecular function: TBP-class protein binding; RNA polymerase I core promoter sequence-specific DNA binding; RNA polymerase I general transcription initiation factor activity. Lineage: Eukaryota; Fungi; Ascomycota; Pichiomycetes; Serinales; Debaryomycetaceae. The coding region runs from base 1 to 2232 and encodes 743 amino acids.
AUGUUUGAAGAUAUAACACACAGGAAUGCCGGUCAUGAGAGGGGGAAACGAGCGACUGACCAACUAUUAACCAAGUACACUGAACUCAAACAGGUUGAAGAGAUUCGCAGGAAUGUCUCUAAGGUCCAUAAACGGAAACUCCAAAAUCUGAAUGUGAGGAAACGAGUGUUGGAGUUGAUUCACAAUGAGCUUAACAAGAUAGAUAAGCCAGAAGAGACAUUUGAAGUGUACCAUAUCACAAAGAACUUGAAUCAGAAUAUUAAAGCGAAAACCAAAUCAGAAAAGAGUAAGAAAGGAGGAAAGCGAACAGAGAGCGAACAACCCGAUGACGCAACAUUACAAGCUAAAGUAGUCCAAUUCUUGGAUAAUUUGGAUGAGGAUGCAGAAGACGGGGAAGAAGUCAACGACAAAUACGAAGAGUAUGAUAACAUUGUCUCACAUAAACUUGAUCAAUUCACUAAUGAAUUUGACCAUUCUCAUAGACGAGCAAAGAUCGACUUCUUAAUACGUUCCAAUGGGUUGGAAGUACUUCCUAAAGACUACAUUGACAAGGACAAGUCAUUCCAACGACUUCAAAUCAACAAUUUAUCCACAUUACUCCAUGUAAAUAUCCUUCGCAAGAACUGGCAACUCGCAUACAAGAUUUUUAGUUUACUCAUCCGUUUUCCUAGUGUUGACAUUAGGACAAUCUGGCCAUUAGGUAUAGAAAUAUUAGUCAAUUUACAGCAGCAACUGAAUCUGCAUACCCUCAAAGUGGAGAAGUUUUUCGAUUACUUGUCGUCGUUCUAUAUGCUUAGCAAUGUCAAUUCUAGUCAGUCUAAAGGAAAGAGUAGACCAAAUGCAGCACCUGUGUGGAGAUCAGGUUCAAAGACAUUGACUCCACUUUAUGUCAUAACCGCAUUGUGGAACUUGUUUGUUAAGCAAGAGUAUGAGAAUUUGAUUAAUCGAAUUAAUGAACUUGUAUUAGAACCACCAUUUAAUACCGAAGGAGUGCUAUAUUUUAUUUAUGCAUUAUGUCACUUGUGUCAGGCUGUACAAGCAGUAUAUGCGUACACAGUACAGGAUACCGCUGAUAAUUUCACUGAGUUGAACCAACCAUACAGAAAUAGACGUGAAGUUCUAAAGGAAGUUGAUAGUUUACAGCAUAUAAUCAAUGAAACUUUGAAGAAAUGUGAAAAGCUUGAAUUUGAAUAUCCUAAAUCUGAGGUUGAUUCGCAGAUAUCGUCCUUGAUGGAAACUAUCAACAGACACGAUCAAGAGAAACCUACUCAGAAAUUGGAUGAAUGGGGUGAUAUUUCGUCGGAUGAGGAAGUUGCUGAGAAGAAAGUUAGUGGGAAUAUCAGUGAUAGUGCAAUGGAAGUUCCAAAUUCACAAGAUGAUUGGGAUGCCAUCAGUUCUGAUUCUGACGAGGAAGUUAAUGGAAAAGCGGUUAAUGAUGAGUGGGCGGAAAUUGAAUCUGACCAAGAGGAGGAGUCUGCAAAGAAUGACGAGGGAGUCAAUGGAAAAGUGGUUAAUGAUGAAUGGGCGGAAAUUGAAUCUGACCAAGAGGAGGAGCCUGCAAAGGAUAGCGAAAAUUUCCAUUCGGAUGCAUCACAACAGGAAGAUAUUGUUAAUUCGGAUUUAAAGAAAUCUCCUAUAAUGAAUGGGAAUAACAACGGAUGGGAUGAUAUUGAAUCUGACGUAUCAGAUUCUCAAUACAACGGUGAAGCUACUACAAUAGCUGAUGUCGAUGAUUCUGAUGUUGUAAUGUCCGGAUCGGAUCAUGUGAUAGCAGAAUCAACACAUGUGAAUGGUAACAAGACAACUAUUGAUGAUGAAUGGGGACAAAUUCGUUCUGAUUCUGAAGAACCGCCAAUUCGUCCCGAUUCCGAAGAACCAACAAAGGAAAGCACAGAUAAUGAGGAAGGAUGGAGCGCUGUUAGCUCGGACUCAGAAACUCCCGAAACCAAUGGCAGAAUUGAAGCUACCCCCGAAGUAGAUGAUAAACUCUCACAAAACACUCACCAGUUCAUUAAGAGCAUGGAAGAAGAAGACGAUGAUGUAAUCAGUGAAGAGGAAGAAGAAGCUGACGAUCAGAAUAGAUUUAACUCGUUUGAUAUGAGACGAAAUAGUUUGGAACUAUAUAGUAACAUAAGUCAAAGCGUUGAGCCAGAAACAUUUGAACGGAAUUUAAAACAAGGACAGCAAAAUAGCCAACUGACAAUGAUUGAUUUUGAUUUUGAUUUUGAUUAG